AUGAAAAUAUUCAACUUAAUAUCCGCACUAAAUUAUGAAACAGACAACAAAACAAUGACCAUCUACUUGUAUGGAAAUUAUAUAUUUGAUACUUCUAACAAAGAACUGUUUGAAAAAUUAAAUGAUAAAAUUAUUCUUUUAGAUAAGUUAGAUGUGAAGCCUAUGAUAUUAUGUAAUCAUAAAGUUCGUUCUGGAUGGAUUAUUGAUGAUUUAAUAGAUAGAAUUGUAAUAUUAGCAACUUCCGAUAGCAUGGAUGAAUUAGAAAAACAGCUUUAUAACAACAGGUUUUUAUCUAAAUAUGUUGUAAUAAAUACACAUGAAGUUACUCAACCAAUGAAAGAAUUAGUUAAGAAGUAUGAUUAUGUUUUAAUAGAGAAUAAUCAUAUUUUAAAUAAGAAAACUAUUAAAAAGUUUAAUAUGCCUAUUGAAGAACAUCUCUCUAUUGCUUUAAAUAUUGAAAUUAAUGAAUCUGAUUGUAUUGAUUUGAUUAAUAAUGCUAAAUCAUUAGGUUAUAAUUUUACUUCUUUAACUGAAAAAGAAAAGUUAACAAAACAUGUGUCAUUUAAUAAUGUUGAUUUAAAAGAAGAUAAUAAUGUUGAUUUAAAAGAAGACAACAAUGUUGAUUUAAAAGAAGAUAAUAAUGUUGAUUUAAAAGAAGAUAAUUACAAUGUUGAUGAUUCAAAUGAAGAAGAUAGUUUUAUUAAAGAAAAUAGUUGUAAAUCAAUAUUCUUUAAUCUAUUUUAUUUACUUUUAUUGUAA
Messenger RNA from Hepatospora eriocheir, 759 nucleotides. NCBI's taxonomy places the organism in Eukaryota, Fungi, Microsporidia, Hepatosporidae. The record is from the annotation of a GenBank genome assembly.